CCCAGAUAUUUCUGAUGUUCUUUCAUCAAAUACACCAAUCACUAAGUGGAUAACGAUUUUUGAAGCUAACGGGCCAACAAUCUCAAAAGUGUUUAUCUGCUUUUUUAAAAUAAGAUCUAUAUUAUGUGACAAAGUAUCAAAUUUAUCUAUUACUAUGUUGGAAUACCAGAAAAUGUGUUCAAUUCUUGAAAAACGACAAAAUAAAUGUUUAAAACCCGUUCAUCUUGCUGCUUACCUAUUAGAACCAAAUCAACGCGGCGACAAUUUAACUGAAGAUGAAAAUUUAAUUGCAAUGGAGUUCAUCUAUGAAACUGCUUCUAAGGCGUCAUCCAAAGUAUUCUUCACAAGUAGAUCUUAUUAUGGAAGCACUCGCACUAUACAAAAUUAGAGGUAAUAAUUUUGUUAAGGAAUUCGUUAUUUCCAGCGAAAAAUGUAUGUCUGGACCUGUUUGGUGGGCAGGAAUUUGCUCCAGUUUUAAAAUAAGUAGGUUGGCUGUAGACAUUUUAAAUUUACCAUCGUCAACAGCCGCAACCGAAAGAACCUUUAGUACUUACGGAUUUAUUCAUCGGCAAAGAAGAAACAGACUUACCGUGGAGAGGGCCGGAAAACUAACUUAUAUUGCCCAUAAUUAUAAUUUACUAAAUGAAGACGAUCAUUCAAAAAUAGUAGAAGCUACUGAAGAAGAAAUAGAAAAAGAAGAUAUCGGUUUCGAAGUUAUAGACUUUACUCAAUUAACGAAAGAGAAAGAAGAUUCAGAUGACGAGGUUGGGGAUGAUCCGGAUGAUGAUGAGGAUGAUUUACCAUUAUCCACUCUAUUACAUAGUCCAUUGUGACUUUGACUAGUUUAAAAAACGUUCUUGUUGUUUUUCGUAAUGUUUUUA
Onthophagus taurus is the source of this 881-nucleotide messenger RNA. NCBI's taxonomy places the organism in Eukaryota, Metazoa, Arthropoda, Insecta, Coleoptera, Scarabaeidae. The record is from RefSeq and is a predicted model, not a curated record.